AUGAAGUCCGCCAGCGACGAUUCUCCAGCCAAGGCCGACGACCCUCGCGAUCUUCCUCAAAUCGAAGUUUUGGAUAAAUCCGAUCAACCCGUCGCACCAGAUCAGUUUGACGAAAAAUACCGCACGACUCAGACGGAGAUCUGGGCCUACUACGCCUAUUAUGUUGGGAACAAUGGAUUAUCCCUGUUCAACUUCGGCCCUACUGCGUUUCAAAAUCUGUUGUCCCAAGCCGCAUCGCCCGAGGGCUAUCCAUUCGCCGGGCGCCUGCGCAGCGUCAAUAGUAUCGUGCUCUUAUGCAAUGGCAUUUCCUUUGCCAUUCAAACAGUCGUUUUCCUGGUUAUCGGCAGUUUCGCCGAUUUCGGCACUUGGCGAUCCAGCAUCCUCAUCGGCCUGUCAUUAGUCGCAUAUGGCAUUGGAUUCGGAUGGCUGGGUGUGCACACUGCGGACAAGGUGAACGUCGCUAUAGGGCUGUAUAUCGUAGGCCUUAUAGCGUACCAAACUACGCUCAGCUACUGGACUGCAGCUUUCCCUUCACUCGCAAGAGGGACUGAUGAGAUGAGAGACAAGGCGGACGCCUAUCAAAACGGAAUCAUCACGCGUGAUGACUACGACUUUGCUGAUAUGCUAAUGCGUAGCCGCCUUGCCAACGUCGCCUUUUAUGUCCAGUCUGUAGCCGAAGUCUUUAUCCUGGCGAUUAUCGUCGGCAUAAUGUUUGCCCUACACGUCAAUGAGAGCGAGGCUAACAACAACUGGGGACUGAGUGUGCUCAUCGCAUUUGCAUCUGGUGUCUGGUUGCUGGUUUCUCUGCCCUGGUUCUUCCUUGAAAAGCGCCGCCCAGGGCAAGACCCAGGACGUAAAAGCAUACUCAUCGCUGGUAUGUCCCAGCUGUGGUUUGCGAUGAAUCAAAUAUGGAAACUAAGGCAGAGUUUGAUCUAUCUAAUCGGUUAUUUCUUGCUGGGAGACUCUUUGAACACAACCGUGACGGUAGUCUCGACUUUGCAGAACAGUGUGGUCUCAUAUAACACCCUUGAACUCACAUACCUUCUGAUUGUGGGCAUUGCCGCACAGGCGGUCGGCAUCUACGCAUUCUGGUGGAUCCAACAGCGCUACCAAUUGGGUACUAAGGCCAUGUUCAAUACGAUUGCUGCCUGUAUUGUCAUACUGGAUGGCUGGGGUAUGAUUGGGAUUUGGACCGACAAAUUCGGAUUUCACAACGUCUGGGAAUUCUGGGUAUACCAAGCAUUCUACGGUCUGUUUGUUUGCCCCUGGUAUAGUUAUUCGCAGAUCAUGAUCUCCGAAGUCACUCCACGCGGCCACGAGUUCCUAUUCUUUAGUCUCUUCAGCAUCAUCGGAAAGACUUCAUCUUUCAUCGGCCCUCUUGUCUCUAGCGCCAUUAUCGACGCUAGUCCGACUGGAAAUGUCUCGACUCCAUUCUACUUCUUGUUUGCACUAAGCCUGGUUAGCUUUGGGUUCCUAUUUAUCUGUGUUGACCUGAAGAAGAGCCAGGUCGAGCAGGAUAAGUUUUUGCAGGAUAAGCUGCGGCGCCUGGAAAGUAGCUCAUCCGAGCUUACUGAGAAUCAGGUAUAA
This is a messenger RNA of Penicillium maclennaniae, 1587 nucleotides long. Its product is annotated as putative autophagy protein (Atg22). The record is from RefSeq and is a predicted model, not a curated record. The transcript has 7 exons. Lineage: Eukaryota; Fungi; Ascomycota; Eurotiomycetes; Eurotiales; Aspergillaceae. The coding region runs from base 1 to 1587 and encodes 528 amino acids.